UGCGUCUAGGCAUAGAUUCAACUAGUUUAAACAGAUAUUCUGGAGAUAUACCCAUUCUUCUUGCACCAUCGCCUUUAAUUGUUCUACAUUAUGAGGAUUCUGUCUAUAUACCCGUCUUUUCAAGAUUGACCAUAGAUUCUCGAUGGAAUCAAGAUCAGGAGAUUGCUGGCCAUUUGAGAAGGUGGAUGUUAUUCUGCUGAAACCACUGGCGUGAAAGAUGUGAUGUAUGAAUGGGUGCGUUAUCUUGUUGGAAGAAAAAGACACCUGGAAUGCGGUAAAAAGGUAACAUAUACCCGUUUAAAUGUUGAAUAUAUGCUUCUGAAUCGAUUCCACAUUGAGAAUUAUCAAUCUUUUCGAUAUUGGCUAAUACACCCUUUAUUCCACCGAAAAAGCAUCCCCAGAACAUGACACUUUGCCGUCCACUUCUGCGCGUUCUUCGGAUGCAUUGUCUAUGCAGUCUUUCACCUCGGCUUAUUUCAUAUUAUCAGCCGGCUUUCAGUAGGUCAGAAAGCCAACAGGAAGCCCUGGAGGGGGGAGGCAAGCAAACGAGCGACCCCCCACUAGGGCAAAACGCGCUCUUUCUGACGUAAUCCUCCGCUACUUGGAUCAGCUAAUGGGACUGGCAAUCAAUAAAGCUUUCUUUUUUGCUAUAAGCGCCAUGUCUUUUCAAUCUCUGGUCUUAUCCGAGGAUGAGUUAGGCGAAUAUGCCAACCGCUUCAACCGUGACAGCAAGCGAGUCCUUGCAGAGAUCGCCAGUAACGUACAACAAAGGGUAUAUCAGGAACUCAUGAAUGCCCCGGACCCCGACCUUGAUCCUGCCUUCCGUCUUGCACGACUCCAGGGACAGCACAAUUGGACGUUUCCAACAGGAAACCCACACCACUACGUCAUUCAUCGUGAAUGGAUCAAUCCUCAUAACAUGUAUACCUGUCGAUGCGGCGUGACUUUCUCGAUGAACUGUUCCUAUGGCGGCAUGUUAGAUCAACAACAUGCGCAGAUGAGUAAACACAUAACUACCAUGACUAAUUUGACUGAUUGGUCCCUGCUUCCCGACUAUAUCUUAUGGGGGGUACGGAAUUGGUAUGGUGAAUGUGGAUUCAAGAAGGAUUAUACGGCAGAAAAGUAUCUGAAAAUGAUGGGCACCAUGCACGCACAAAGGAUCUUGCUGAGACGUAGAGUUCAGGAAUUGGAACAAAUCGUAGGGCGGCUACAGCAGGAGACAGCAGGUACCAGAACAAGUGACGGGGAGAUUCCCAUCUCCAACACACAACUCGAUCUCCCAUCGACACAAGUAGAUAAGAUCAAACGAGAACUUUACGACUACUUGGACUCGCUCGGCAAGCAAUAUGAGGACAAGGAAGAAGCUCUGAAGAUGGCAAAACGCGAUCAGGAAGAAGCAUUCAAGGAUGCCAUGGGCAAUCUUCAGCUGUUGGAAACGACCCUCGAAGCAAAUAAAAACCCGGUAUCCUUGAAUGUUGGUGGUAUCCACUACACGGUGGCGCGAUCUACUCUAGCACCAUCCCACGAGCCAGAGUCCAUGCUGGCAUCCAUGUUUAGCGAUCGGUGGACCGCAAAGUCGCAUGCCGAUGGAACGGUAUUUAUUGACGCCGAUGGACAGAUAUUUGCCAAGAUAUUGUUCUGGCUAAGAAGACGGAGUGUCCCAGAGGGUUUAUCUGCGGGAGAAAAGGAUAUGCUUAAGAAGGAGGCCGAAUACUUUGGCAUGGUGAACUUGCUAGCCGCGAUGAAAUGA
Molecule: messenger RNA, 1750 nt
Organism: Spizellomyces punctatus DAOM BR117
Lineage: Eukaryota; Fungi; Chytridiomycota; Chytridiomycetes; Spizellomycetales; Spizellomycetaceae
Exons: 2
Coding region: 614-1750 (378 amino acids)
Biological process (GO): protein homooligomerization
Source: RefSeq, a predicted model, not a curated record